This is a messenger RNA of Acanthosepion pharaonis, 3369 nucleotides long. The record is from the annotation of a GenBank genome assembly. NCBI's taxonomy places the organism in Eukaryota, Metazoa, Mollusca, Cephalopoda, Sepiida, Sepiidae.
AUGGGAGGCUUCGGAGUGACUCACAGUUGGUGCUGGGCCUUCAUCAUUCUUUUUUGGAUGUCUGGCUUAGAUACAGUAUAUGGCAACUUAAUCCGUAAAAACGUCGAUACAUUGACCCCUGAUGAAAUUCUCAAUCUGCAAAUUGCCCUGCGUAAUAUGCAGGAUGAUGAUGGAGCCACAGGCUAUCAGGCCAUCUCAGCCUACCACGGGGAACCAGCUGACUGUAAAGCUGCUGAUGGUUCGGAAAUUGUGUGCUGUCUUCACGGUAUGCCUACAUUCCCGAUGUGGCAUAGGCUCUAUAUGGUACAGUUUGAGCAAGCAAUUACUGCACAUGGUGCCACUCUUGGUAUUCCCUACUGGGAUUGGACAAAACCUAUGUCUCACCUUCCUGAGUUAGUGCAGCAUCCAUUGUUUAUCGACCCCAGUGGCCAGAAAGCCAAGAAGAAUGUCUUCUACUCCGGCGAGAUCAAAUUUGAAAAUAGAGUCACAGCUAGAGCAGUCGAUGCCAGACUUUAUGAAGCUUCCAAAGAAGGCCAAAAGAACUUUCUUCUGGAGGGUGUCCUAAAUGCUCUGGAACACGAGGAUUACUGUCAUUUUGAAGUGCAGCUGGAAGUAGCCCACAAUCCUAUCCACUAUUUAGUUGGAGGCAGAUUUACUCAUUCCAUGUCCAGUCUUGAGUAUACAUCUUAUGAUCCACUUUUCUUUUUGCAUCAUUCCAAUGUUGAACGACAGUUUGCCUUGUGGCAAGCCUUGCAAAAACACCGUGGACUAUCGACAAGACCAAACUGCGGCUUGAAUUUGUUCCAUAGUCCGAUGGAACCUUUUGGACGUGACAGCAAUCCAUUCCCCCUCACGAAGGACAAUGCCAAACCCAGCAGCUUAUUUGAAUACGAUCAUUUGGGAUAUGAAUAUGACGAUCUUACCUUGAAUGGAAUGUCGAUAGAGGAACUUGAAACUUUAUUGAAAGAGCGCAAGUCCAAAGCAAGAGCAUACGCCAAUUUUAGAUUGGGUGGAAUCAAGACGUCUGCAAAUGUCAGAAUCAAAUUGUGUAUUCCUACGAAAGACAAAAGACAAAGCGAUAACUGUGAUAAUGAUGCAGGACAGUUCUUUAUUCUUGGUGGAGUUCACGAGAUGCCUUGGGAUUUUGCUUAUCCUUACCUUCAUGAAAUCACUGACACAGUCAACUCAUUGGGACUAAAGCUCGAUAGCAACUACUAUGUAACUGCUGAAGUAACUGCUAUCAAUGGUACUCUGAUGCCCAGCGAAGUGAUUCCAUAUCCGACCGUUACUUACGUCCCACCACGUGGAUUCGAAGACAUCGAUAUGGUAAAUAUGGACACAAGUCACCUGCAAUUCCGUAAAGACGUCAACACCCUGACAACAGAAGAGGAAUAUGAAUUAAGAGUUGCAAUGGAACGUUUCAUGUCUGAUAAAUCAAUCAAUGGCUAUCAAGCGUUGGCUGAAUUUCACGGACUCCCGGCAAAGUGUCCUCGCCCCGACGCCCUGAAUAGAGUAGCCUGUUGCAUUCAUGGUAUGGCCACCUUCCCUCAUUGGCAUCGACUUGUAGUCAUGCAGUUCGAAGAUGCCCUCGUUGCCCGUGGAUCUCCUAUUGGUGUUCCGUACUGGGACUGGACCAAGCCUUUCACUGCACUGCCGAAACUUUUGGCUGAAGAAACAUACGUCGACCCGUACACAACGGAGUCAAAACCAAAUCCUUUCUACCAGGCUACCAUUGAAUUCCUGAAAGCUGAUGUUCACACCUCACGUCAAAUUGACGACAGAUUAUUCAAACAACCAAGCAAAGGCGACCAUGGUUUCCUCUUCGAUGGACUUUUAUUGGCAUUCGAACAAGAUGAUUUCUGUGAUUUUGAAGUGCAGUUUGAAGUAACUCACAACGCGAUCCAUGCAUGGACAGGCGGCAGUGAACCGUACUCGAUGUCCUCUUUGCAUUACACGUCAUUUGACCCAAUGUUCUGGUUGCACCAUUCGCAAGUAGACAGACUCUGGGCUAUUUGGCAAGCUCUUCAAAUCCAAAGAGGAAAGCCUUACAAAACUUAUUGUGCUAAUUCUGAAGUUUAUCGUCCCAUGAAACCAUUUGCUUUCGAGGCACCCUUAAAUAACAACGAACACACCAGAGAACACUCUGUACCCACUGAUGUCUACGAUUACCAAGCCGAUCUGCAUUAUACUUACGACACCUUGUUUUUCGGUGGUAUGUCUAUUCGAGAACUGCAACGACACGUCGAAGAAGCCAAAUCAAAAGAUCGUGUGUUUGCCGGUUUCCUUCUUAUGGGAAUCCACACUUCUGCUAAUGUGGAUCUCUAUGUCGUGGCUGGAGGAAAUGAAUUCUCAGUCGGUUCCAUUGCAAUUCUUGGAGGCAGCAAGGAGAUGAGCUGGAGAUUCGACAGGGUUUAUAAACAUGAAAUCACACAUGCUUUAGAAGCUCUUGGCGUGGAUAAGUUUGCUGAAUAUACUCUACGCGUAGAUAUCAAGGACGUCAACGGUACAGCUUUGCCACCGACCACAAUCCCUGCACCGAUCGUAAUUUUUGUACCCGGACACGGUGAUUUUGAUGUCAAAUUCGAUGAACAACAUCGUUCCCGAAAAAAUGCGGAUAGUAUGACCAAGUCUGAAAUGGACGAUCUUCGAAAGGCCAUGGCUGCCUUCGCUGCAGAUAAAGCAGUUACCGGUCACCAACAAGUCGCCGCUUUCCAUGGAUCAACAAAAUGGUGCCCUAGUCCAGAUGCUGCCCAAAAGUAUGCUUGUUGUCAUCACGGCAUGGCAACUUUCCCACACUGGCAUAGAUUGAUUACUUUGAACUUCGAAAACGGUUUGAGACGAAACGGCUACACUGGUGGUAUUCCUUACUGGGAUUGGACCCGCCCCAUUGAAGCCCUUCCUGCCCUUGUAUUGGAAGAACAAUACACAGAUAGCCAUGGAGAGAGUCAUCCCAAUCCGUUCUAUAGCGGCGCUAUUGAUGAAGCUGGUGCUGCUACAAGUCGGGCACCGUCUGAAAAUCUUUAUGAAAACCUGAAUUUGGAAAGUAUACCCAACUGGCUAAUGAGAUCAUUUAUGCUCUUGAAAAAGGAAGACUUCUGUGACUUUGAAGUUCAAUUUGAGGUAGCCCACAACCACAUCCAUGCUUUGGUCGGCGGUACAGAAGCUUUCUCUAUGUCUUCAUUAGAGUACAGUGCAUUUGAUCCAAUCUUCAUGCUCCAUCACAGUAAUGUGGACAGAAUCUGGGCUACUUGGCAGGCGUUGCAGAAAUUCGAGGAAAACCCUACAAUUCGGCCAAUUGUGCCAUCGAAUUGCUUCGUAAACCAAUGUCUCCGUUUAGUCUCGCAAGUGAUAUCAACCCAGAUGCAAUGA